This is a messenger RNA of Physella acuta, 2242 nucleotides long. RefSeq lists its product as uncharacterized. NCBI's taxonomy places the organism in Eukaryota, Metazoa, Mollusca, Gastropoda, Physidae. The record is from RefSeq and is a predicted model, not a curated record.
AAAAACAGAAAAAUAGAUAAACACCAAAAGCUUUGCAAAGCCUAAAAGAAAAUGGAUGCUUCCGAAAUUAUCAUUGACUUAAAACUUUGUGAUACGUUUAAAUACUUGAUAAAUUUAGUGAUAAUUUAAAUUAGUACGAGAUGCAAGAUCACUUUUUAAAACCAGAACCAAUGGAUAUUGGCAUAUCGAUUUAGCCAGUGGAUAAGAUGAACUUUGACAAUGUAUGCUUGCCUCGUCACAAGAGGCAAUUUCAAACCAAUGACUGCUCUAGUUUACCUUACAAAACUAAGUGCCAUAUUCAAUGUUUUAUUGGAUCCAUAUUAUUCAGAAGUGGAAGUAUCAUGUACAGUUUUUUCACAUCAGUAUUUUUACAACUUCACGGCUAAAAGGCCAAGAACACAGUUAACAGGGCUGCCAAUGAACUGUGAAGUUAAACUAAUCGAAAAUAAUUUGUCUACUCCAGGUUUUCAUUUGAAACUGAAAUGCUUUGUUAAUUACUGCAUUAACAAGUUCGCUUUCAACCGACAUAUUAAAAUACCAGUUUUAGUUAUGCAUUCAAUUGAAAACUAUACCCAAAAACAAUUAAAAAAUAAACAUUUGAGAUUUCUACUUUUGGCAGUUCCCAACACUAACAAUAUUUCGAAUCACAGUUCACCGGACAAAAACUUUUUUUUUUUUUUUAAAUCUAUUUUGCAAAAUAGGAAUAGAAACAAAAGAUCCCAUGAAUCCCGCCAAGUAACAACAGAAAGCCGAAUCCCUUUUGUAACCAUAGCAAAAGAUAACUACCAAGAUUUGAGUUCCAGAAUGAAUAGACACAUGUGUCCAACGGGGUUUUAUGGAAAUAACUGUAGUGCUAUCUGCAACUGUGUCUUAUCUAGCACUUGUCACGAAGUGACAGGACAAUGUCCUGGUGGAAGGUGUUCUGUAGCAUGGAGAGGACAGUACUGCAAUCAAAGCAUAUGUCCUAUCGGCUUCUAUGGGAUAAAAUCAAACAAAUUCUGCAUAGAAAAAAAAUGUAAUUGUGGUAUAGAUCAAAACUGCGACACAAUAACAGGUCAAUGUGAAAGAAAUCAAUGCUCCAAUGGCAGUUUUUGCUUACUGCAGAGUUGUAAACGGAGGUUCUUUCCUCCAGGCUCUUGUGACAAUGUUUGCGGUUGUUGGGGCGACAGCGUUUGUAAUCCUGUUACUGGAGAAUGUAAGCCAGGAAACUGUAAAAAUCCUCGACUUCAUCAGCCACAUUGUAUCACUUUGGUAGAACCACAAAGCGAUUGGGUCACUGUGAUUGCGAUAGCUUUUUUCUUGAUAAUGAUUGUUUUAAAAACAGGAUAUUUCAUUGUCAUUAAAACAAACAGAAAAAAGUAUGCUUUUAUUAUUACAUCAGAUGUAGAUGAUGAUGUGAGAUCACAAACUUUAGUUUGAAGUUUUAGGCAUGUUAACUCAUAUCACAACCAGUAUUUUAUUAUUUCCAUGUGUACAAUUCACACAAAUACAAAAAAAAAAUACUGUGCCAUUGCAUAUAUUAAUUUAAAAUGUUUUAGAGUAUAUUGUAUAUGCAGAAACAUUCAUAUAAGAAUUUUGAUCACUUUUUUAUAACUUUAAAUCCUGUUAAUUAUUUUCAUUAAUGUUUGUUGAUUCAUCUUAAUCCAGAUCAAUAGCUAGAGGUAUAAUACAUUAAAACCAUGAUACAGCAUUUGAUUAAAGCACACAAAAAUAUACUUAACCAUGCCUUUUCAAACAACAUACUGAGAUGAUCAUCUGAAAUACUGCAUGUGUGAAUCUUAGUUGAUUUAUUAAUGAACUGAAAAAAUCCAGCUCUAAUAGGUACUUCAGAUGGGGAAAUUAAUCAGCAUUUCAUUUGAAAUUUAAGGAAAUAUCAAUUGAAUAUUUAAAAAUGUUAUGUAAUGCAAUCACAAUUUUAAGGCUACCACAUUCAAAUAGCUUUUUAGAAUUGUUUUUUUUUGAGAGUGCAAUGAUACUUUCUUAAGGUUAAAAUUUUUGUUGUCUGAUUGGGAAAAAUUUGUACUUUAAAUUUGGAGGUAUUAUCCAUACUUAAAAGAUCAAAUAACUACAAAAAGCUACUUUUCUUUGAAAUAAAUAAACAUACAGUUGUAUAUUGCACUACAAAAUGUAUUUGUUGCAGAUUCAUCAACUCUUUUGUAUUUCAUCAGCUAGAUUAUUUUUUAAUGUUAGACUUUUUUCAUGGAUUUUGAAAUUUAUACUGUUUUUUUUCAUAGAGAAAGUG